Cladophialophora psammophila CBS 110553 is the source of this 1092-nucleotide messenger RNA. RefSeq lists its product as uncharacterized. The transcript has 2 exons. Gene Ontology annotation, biological process: glucan catabolic process. The record is from RefSeq and is a predicted model, not a curated record. The coding region runs from base 1 to 1092 and encodes 363 amino acids. NCBI's taxonomy places the organism in Eukaryota, Fungi, Ascomycota, Eurotiomycetes, Chaetothyriales, Herpotrichiellaceae. Gene Ontology annotation, molecular function: hydrolase activity, hydrolyzing O-glycosyl compounds.
AUGGCGCGAACUUUGCUGCUCCUGCUGCUGGUCAGCAUUGUCCUCCAACCCACUUUGGCUGUGUACCAGUUAAUCCAAGAUUAUUCCGGAGACGCCUUCUGGCAAGGCUUCGACUUCUUCACGGACCCGGAUCCCACUGAUGGUCUCGUACAGUUCCAAUCUCUGGAGCAAGCAAAUUCAACAGGAAUAGCAGGGUUCAUAGAGGGAGGCAAUGCUUCGUUCGCCAUCUAUAUGGGUGUGGACACUGAAAACGUCGCUCCACAGGGUCGAGCUGCUGUACGGGUCUCAUCAACACAAUCAUUCCAACAUGCCUUGGUCGUUGCCGACAUUGUCCACAUGCCUGGUGGUGUCUGUGGCACUUGGCCUGCGUUCUGGAUGGUGGGGGCAGACUGGCCGAACAACGGAGAGAUCGAUAUCGUCGAGGGAGUCAACGACCAACCUACGAACUCUAUGACUUUGCAUACCGGACAAGGCGCGGUGGUCAGCAACAGCACCGACUUCUCAGGCGAAUUGAUCACAUCGAACUGCGACGUCAAUGCCCCCGAUCAACCCAUGAAUGCGGGAUGUUCAAUUGGCGACAUUUCCAAUUUGACCUUUGGACCCGAAUUCAAUGAGGCCGGCGGAGGGGUUUUUGCAACCGAGUGGACGUCGGAUUUCAUCAAAAUAUGGUUCUUCCCACGAGGGACCUUCCCCGAUGAUAUUGUCAGCAGCAAUCCGGCCCCGUCCGAAAACUGGGGUACCCCAAACUCGCUGUUCCAAGGCUCAUUCAACAUCGACGAUCAUUUCAAGAAUCUCCAGAUCGUCUUUGACACAACCUUCUGCGGGCAGUGGGCUGGUGCUGUCUGGAACACAUCGUCUUGUGCAUCUCUGGCACCGACAUGCGAAGACUAUGUGGCGAAUAAUCCCGCAGACUUUGCCGAUGCUUACUGGGCGAUCAACACCCUACAGGUCUUCCAGGAUGAUGGUUCAGAGGGCAGCAACGCGACGGCAAAUCCGGUGAUGGCAAGACGCGGAGCUGCCGGGACUCACCCAGGGCGGCUCCCGACGCUGCAACAAAGAGCUAGGAAAAGAGUGCUCCCAAUUUAUUCAUGA